This is a messenger RNA of Triticum urartu, 1473 nucleotides long. Lineage: Eukaryota; Viridiplantae; Streptophyta; Magnoliopsida; Poales; Poaceae. The record is from RefSeq and is a predicted model, not a curated record.
CGAACGCAAACGGAUCCCCACUCCUGGCGUCCCGCGCUCCCCGUCCACGGCCACUCGUUCCUCACCACCACCACCAGCCACCGCCCACCGCUCACCGCCGGCGUACGAAAUGCUGUCCGCGUCCCUGAAGCCGCCGCCCUCCCUCGCGGCGAUCUCCCCGUCCUCCCGCGCCCCCGCGCCGCCCGCCGCCUCAUUCCCUUCCCUUCUUCCCAGCCGCGGCCGGGUCCGCCUCUCGGCGGCCGCGUCCGAGGGCGCCACCGUCAGCCAGGAGGACGACGCGUCCGUCUCCGCCGCGUUCGAGGAGGCGCGCCUGGCCCAGUUCGCGGCGGACUGGAAGGCUGUGCGCGCAGACAAGGAACAGGGGAAGAUCCUCACGCUGCCGGUGCUGCGCUCAAACACCGGCGGGCUCAUCCUGAAAUACAACUCCAUGCAGGGCUUCGUGCCCAAUCCUCUCCUCAGCCCCGCCCAUUGGUGUAAAGAUCCCAAAAGGCCCAUUCAAGAUGUUACAAAGGACCUAGUAGGUUCCUCUGUUUCUGUCAAGGUAGUUGAAGCAAAUGAGGCAGAAAAGAAGCUUGUAUUCUCUGAGAAGGAUGCCAGUUGGUCAAUGUACUCUUCUCAAGUAAAGAUUGGCGGUACCUAUGAUGGAAUUGUUGGUUCUGUCUUCCACUAUGGUGCAUUUGUUCACCUGCGAUUUCCUGAUGGAAAGUAUCAUCUCACUGGUCUCGUACAUAUCUCUGAGGUCUCUUGGGAUCUUGUCCAAGAUGUCCAAGAUUUUCUAACUGAAGGCGAUAUCGUCAAGGUCAUAGUGGUGAAUGUUGAUGCGGAGAAGUCAAGGAUUGGUUUAUCAAUCAGGCAAUUGGAGGAAGAUCCUCUGCUGGAGACAUUGGACAAAAUUAUUCCUUUGGAACCCGACCUAUCACCUGAUUCUGAGACCGCAUCAUCUCCUCCAGAAAUUGAACUUCUUCCAGGACUUGACGGUAUAUGUAAUGAACUUCUACAAGAGGACGGUAUAACAGAUGUGCGGUUCGGGCGGCAGGCUUUGGAGAAACGUGUGGUUUCACAAGAUCUAGAGCUCUGGCUUUCUAGCGUGCCAGCUAAGGACAACCAGUACAAGCUUCUUGCUCGAGCUGGGAGACAGGUCCAGGAAGUGUACCUGACGACGAGCCUAGACCAGGAGGGCGUGAAGAAGGCGGUGCAAAGAGUGCUAGGACGCGUUCCCUGAGCUUUCCUGCCUGAAGGUUCCCAGCCAGUUCCCUAACUAAGCGACCACACUAUACACACUGAAGCCUAAACGACAGUUCGUCGACACGCAUGGUGCUGAAACUCCAUUCCUCCCAGGUGGAGACCGAGAGUUGUACAUUUUUGCAGCACUGCAAUGAGUAGGUAGGCGCGGCAAUCACCUGGCUGAACCAACUGAACCCUCUGGGAGUUCCCGUGUAUAUGUAAAUAAAUAUAAAUACGUACGUUUGCUAA